AUUAUUAUUGAUUACUUUCAAAACUAUUCAGUAACAUUCCGAGCUGUCUUCACAAACCUCGGCGCGAGUGGGAGACUUCACCCAACUUCUCUUGGUAGUUACUACAGGGGACAGGAUCAUGACGGUCAAGUUACGUUGCACAGCGGUAUUCAACGUUGGACCGUGCCGUACACAGGCGACUACAGAAUAGAGGCAAUAGGAGCUGCUGGGGGGUACGACACGAGAAGUAGCGGGGGAAUAUUUCGUGGAAGAGGUGCUAGAAUGGAGGGGACUUUUAACUUAUCUCAAGGCGAAACAAUUCAAAUACUCGUGGGUCAAGAGGGUGGAAUUAACAAUGUAACUUAUUCUGCUGGAGGCGGUGGAGGUACGUUUGUGGUGAAUGGAAGCAACACGCCAUUGAUAGUGGCUGGUGGAGGAGGAGGCGUGAAUUAUUCCAACACAAGAUAUACUGGAUGUGAUGCAACGACGGCGACAACAGGGAGAACUGGGCACCUGUCAUUGGCAGGAGGCAGUGGUGGUCAGGGAGCACAGGUUGGCCAGAGUACAAAUUUAGGUGAGAGAAUUAAAGUGUAUAAGAGUGAAGAUGGUACAGACCCCAGUAAUUAUCAGCCUAUAAAAACUCUCUCAGAGUUCAGUAAUUAAAGUAUUGAGCGGCUAGUCUACAAUCAGAUAUAUUCCUUGUUAGAAAAGCACUAAUCUUAUGACCAUCAGUUUCGAUUUUAUUUAUUUAUUUAUUUUGAAUAAUAUUUAUUCAGGGGUGCCCAGUUCAGUGAGGCUGGUUUGAAUGGGGCCCUGAUGAAAACUAAAAGAAAACACAAAAAACAAUCACAGAUAAAAAAAAAAUUGGAACAACUAAGUAUACCGAAAGUAUUGGAGGCUCAAUUUGGCUUGGAUCUUAAGUGCCAAACCCAAACUUAUUUAAAUCAUGCUCGCCCCUCAGGGCCAGAGGAAGCGUGUUCCAGAUCUUGGCUCCGCUGAACCUGAAGGAGCCCUGGUACUUAGUUGUCCAAGCUAGCCGCAGACGGAGCAAAUCUCUAUGGCGCGUGUUAUAUGAAUGGAAAUCACGCGCGUCGCUAAAUUCAUUAAGUAAAUAAGCUGGAACCAGGCCAUGAAGGUUCUCGAUUCAGGAGGAUACUCCACUAAAGAGGCUAUUCUUGAAAUAACUUACACUUUUGAAGUUAGCCCGAUAAAGGUCAAUCACACCUUGUUUACUUCUUGUCUUAUCAACGCCUUUUGACACAGUAAAUCACAUCUCACUCUCUACACUCUUUUCUAUAUUUUUAGAUGGUGUGAAAGUUAUUUAAGGCCGUGAACUUGAGUAAGCCAUUCAGCUCGCCGAAUUUUCUUCAACUGGACUUUUUUUAGUCCGUGAUAUUAACGUUUCGGAAAAAUUUCAUCCUGUUCUAGGCAUCGCAGCAAAAAAUAUUGCCAAUCAAUCAUUAACCCGCGAAACAGCCGUCUCUCCUCGCUCCUCGCGUCCCCAGCGGCAAGAAGUUCGCCACCCCUUUUUGAAUAUUUUUCUGGUAAAGGACACUUACAGUACGGUGAAUAGUGCUCUCCGUCUUUUAAACUACUGAGAAUCGGAAAGAAAAGGGAAUUUGUAAACCUUCUAUAUUUCUUUAUUUUAGGCGGUGGCGGCGGUGGGUUCUACACCAGUGGACGAAGUUCAACGCAGUUUGGAGGUUCCAUUGGGACUGGUGGAGAAGGAGGUGGAGGGUUUAUUCAGGGAGGAAUUGGUGGAAGAUCUUGGUUAAAAAAUGUUGUUGGGGGAUUUGGAGGAGGUGGUGGUGCUUAUGGAAGCGGAGGUGGUGGUGGUGGUGGCGGAGGCUACUCUGGGGGUGGUAGCGGGAAAGGUUUACAGGAAGCCUGUGGAGGAGGGGGAGGAUCCUACAACGCUGGAAAGAAUCAGCAAAAUGAAUGUUGCUACAAUGCAGCUGGACAUGGUCAGGUGACCAUAACACUAAUUUAA
Messenger RNA from Porites lobata, 1969 nucleotides. Lineage: Eukaryota; Metazoa; Cnidaria; Anthozoa; Scleractinia; Poritidae. The record is from the annotation of a GenBank genome assembly.